This is a messenger RNA of Penicillium coprophilum, 1299 nucleotides long. Its product is annotated as DUF2841 domain-containing protein. The coding region runs from base 1 to 1299 and encodes 432 amino acids. Lineage: Eukaryota; Fungi; Ascomycota; Eurotiomycetes; Eurotiales; Aspergillaceae. The transcript is spliced from 5 exons. The record is from RefSeq and is a predicted model, not a curated record.
AUGAACAUGUCAAUCACUCCUAAACAACCUCAAACAGCCGAAUAUACACACCCGCAUUUUGCCAUGAUAUACCUUGACCAUAAUGGUCAGUGGCAACUACAAGCAUCGCCCUCAAUUGCAGGCUGUGAAGGCGCUAUCUUCACACCAGAUGUUACAGACCGAUUCAUAGAAAUGACUGGCCAGACCCCACAGACCAACCCACAGUUCACAAACCCAACUCAAGCACCCCACUCUUGGGACGGGCAACCAUCUUCGGGAUGGGGGCCAGCCGGUCAGGCGAGACAGGCCGAGAUGAUCCCGUUCCAAUGGUCGUCACAACAAAGCCGCAAAAAGUCAAAGCGUGCCAGUGGCAUGCUCAAGUCUCGACCAAAAUCUAGCUCACCGCCGCCUAUCACACCUCCACCUGGGCGGACUGUUCUUCGUGUCGGUAACCGGGCACUGCUGCGACGGUACUACGAAAAAGCAUUCGAGGAUUUCCAGCAGCUCAACUGCCGCGCCAUUGCGAAAUCUUACAUUAAGCUUGUCGAACCGAGGAAGCAGGUUCAUUAUCCGUACAAUGGACGCAGGGUUAUUGCCGGUGUUUCACAACGUGUUGACCCGGAGUUCACUAAGCCGGCGUGGUGGCCCGCUGGUGUCUUACACAAGGAGCCUGAUCAUCUGCUCAAGCCUGACCGACUGCGACUUCUUGUCCACAUCCUCUGCGAGCUAAAAGAUAGCCACGGAGUCACAACGGACAAACUGCGAGAUGCUGGCCAAGACGUGAGACGUCAGAUCACCCCUGCCCACCGACUGCAGGUUCUAGAUGAGAUCUACUUUGUAAGACGGAUGGAAGAGCAGUUUCUGGAUGGCGAAAUCGACGCCAACACCUUGAUUCAGGUAACACAAACGCAUCUACCAGAAGCAAUAUUCCAAGACAGUGACGAACUAUCAUCCCGUGCACACGCAGCGCCGGUAACGUCGUCUGUGAUCGAGGCUGAGCAUGACAUCCAUGAUGCAAGUAAUGAGACCGGAGUUUCCACGCUGGAAGAAGAUGACUCAAAGCCACAUCACUCGCAGAGUCCCCUCUCACCCACCACCAGCGAAUCAAGUGGUCCACACAGCCCGACAGGCAGUUUCGGCUACCCGAUGAAUAUGGCACCAUCGGUCCAUGUAAUCCCACCCCUCGAAUCCUCAAAUGUCACAAAAUCUAUGCAUCCAGAUCCGAGUUAUCUCUCUGGGUACUACCCGCAGCAGUUUGUAUCCGAUAAGGGCCCUGGGUUCUGGUCACAAGCCAACCCUACGUCGCAGUUUGGAUAUUGA